AGACAGAGACUCACUGAGCGGAGACGCUGAUGGCGGCGGCGAUCAACAUGGCGGUUGCUCUUUAAAUCUUUGGUUGCUCCGGGCACCAACCGUCGCCGGGUCCCGCCCCCGACCGCGCUGAUUGGACGAGGAGGCGGCGACUGACGGCGGUCCCGGCCAAUGGGCGGAGGGUGAGAGUGACAUCCCGCCUCCCAUAGGCUCUGAUUGGAUGGGGACUGAGUGAUGGGCGGACGGAUUAUCCAACGGACGGGCUGAUGGGCGAGAGACGCGUUGACGGACGGAAGGAUCGGCCAAUGGGCGGGCGGGAGUUGGAGGUUGUCCCGCCCCCUGUCGUUGCUGGUUGGUUGGAUGGAGACGGGAGAGGGGCGGACGGAUCAUCCAAUGAGGGAGGGGGGAGGGUCUGAGGAUUGUCCCGACCGCGCUCAUUGGAGGAGGAUGGGAGACUGAGGGAUGGAAGGGCCAAUGGGCGGGGGAGUUGGUGACUGUCCCGCCUCUAGACGUGAGUGAUUAGAUGGAGAUGGGCGGCUAGAUCAUCCAAUGGGGGAAGGAGUUGGUGGUUGUCCCGCCUCCCACAGGCAGUGAUUGGAGGAGGAAACGGCGACGGACAUCGGUCUCGGCCAAUGGGCGGAGGAGCUGGAUGUUUGUCCCGCCUCCUGUCGUUGCUCAUUGGAGGAGGAGGGAGAAGGACAGACGGCUCGGCCAAUGGGCGGAGGGUUAGAGGGACAUCUGGAGCAAAGAUCUUAGACCCAGAUGGCCGCCGGUCGAGGACCUCAACAAGAUGGCCGCCGGUCGAGGACCUCAACAAGAUGGCCGCCGGUCGAGGACCUCAACAAGAUGGCCGCCGGUCGAGGACCUUAACAAGAUGGCCGCCGGUCCGCCCCCCCCAUCGACCGCAUCAAAAUGGCGGCGGAGAAGAAGCGGCGGUUGGUGACUUCGCUGCGGACGGACGGAGCUGAGGGUUUGGUAGCCGUUGCUGUGGACAGAGAGACCGGGGACGUGAGCGGCCAUUGAGGGCGGCCGGAGAGCACCCUCCCCCCAACUGCUCGGUGUGUGGGCUGAGCUUCGAGGGGCUGAGCUUCGAUGGAGGACCACAUGACGGGGCAAAACAAGGAGAAGCGUUAUGAGUGUGACGUGUGUGGCAAGGCCUGGCGGUGCCUGAGCCUGCUGGAGAUUCACCGGCGGGUGCAUACGGGUGAACGCCCCUUCACCUGCUCCGACUGCGGCAAGAGCUUCACCAGCUACGCCAACCUGCAGCAGCACAACCGCGUACACACGGGAGAACGCCCCUCCGACUGCUCCGACUGCGGCAAGAGCUUCAAGACAGCGCCAAACCUGACGAAACACCGGCGGUUGCACACGGGCGAGAAGCCCUAUGGCUGCUCCACCAGCGGCAAGAGCUUCGCCAGCUACGACAACCUGCAACAGCACAACCGCGUGCACUCCGGUGAGAGGCCCUUCACCUGCUCCACCUGUGGCAAGAGCUUCACCAGCUACGCCAGCCAACAGCAGCACAACUGUGUGCACAAGGGAGAAAGCCCCUUCACCUGCUCCGACUGCGGCAAAAGCUACAAGUCGUCGCAGGGCCUAAAGAGGCACAGGCUCGUGCACACCGGCGAGCGCCCCUUCACCUGCGCCCAGUGCGGCAAGGGCUUCACCCAGUCCCACAACCUGCUGUCCCACCAGCGCACCCACACCGGCGAGCGCCCCUUCACCUGCGCCCAGUGCGGCAAGGGCUUCACCCAGUCCAGCAACCUGCUGUCCCACCAGCGCACCCACACCGGCGAGCGCCCCUUCACCUGCGCCCAGUGCGGCAAGGGCUUCACCCAGUCCAGCAACCUGCUGUCCCACCAGCGCACCCACACCGGCGAGCGCCCCUUCACCUGCGCCCAGUGCGGCAAGGGCUUCGCCCCUUCACCUGCGCCCAGUGCGGCAAGGGCUUCACCCAGUCCAGCAACCUGCUGUCCCACCAGCGCACCCACACCGGCGAGCGCCCCUUCACCUGCGCCCAGUGCGGCAAGGGCUUCACCCAGCUCCAGCAACCUGCUGGUGCACCAGCGCACCCACACCGGCGAGCGCCCCUACACCUGCGCCCAGUGCGGCAAGGGCUUCACCCGCUCCAGCAGCCUGCUGGUGCACCAGCGCACCCACACCGGCGAGCGCCCCUACACCUGCGCCCAGUGCGGCAAGGGCUUCACCCGCUCCGACAGCCUGCUGCUGCACCAGCGCACCCACACCAGCGAGCGCCCCUACACCUGCGCCCAGUGUGGCAAGGGCUUCACCCGCGCCAACAACCUGCUGUCCCACCAGCGCACCCACACCAGCGAGCGCCCCUUCAUCUGCGCCCAGUGUGGCAAGGGCUUCAACCGCGCCAACAACCUGCUGGUGCACCAGCGGACCCACACCAGCGAGCGCCCCUUCACCUGCGCCCAGUGCGGCAAGGGCUUCACCCAUUCCAGCACCCUGGUGGUACACCAGCGGACCCACACCGACGAGCGCCCCUUCACCUGCGCCCAGUGCGGCAAGGGCUUCACCCGCGCCAACAACCUGCUGGUGCACCAGCGCACCCACACCAGCGAGCGCCUCUAAACCUGCGCCCAGUGAGGCAAGGGCUUCACCCGCUCCACCAGUCUGCUGUCCCACCAGCGGGUUCACGCAGGCGACCGUCCCGUCCCCAGCCCGAUGUGUGGAGAGCGCAUUGCCAUGGCCUCCCAUGCCCUGUCUCACCAGUGCGUGCACAACAAUGGCCAGCCCUACAACAAACUACAAACUCCCUCAAUAGCAAGAAUGUCCUUCCUCAAAUUAGGGGACCAAAACUGUACACAAUACUCCAGGUGUGGUCUCACCAGGGCUCUGUACAACUGCAGAAGGACCUCUUUGCUCCUGUACUCAACUCCUCUCGUUAUGAAUCCACACUCCCUCAAUGGUAAGAAUACCUCCCACAUUUACAAAUAGUUCUGCGUUCCUACCACAUGUGACCUUGUGAACUUGUUUGUAAUCCGUUGUCUGCAGUUCAUGAUUAUUAAAUGAAAGCUGUGGUUGGCAGCUAGAUUUCUCAGAA
Leucoraja erinaceus (little skate) is the source of this 3058-nucleotide messenger RNA. RefSeq names its product zinc finger protein 135-like. The record is from RefSeq and is a predicted model, not a curated record. The transcript is spliced from 4 exons. Lineage: Eukaryota; Metazoa; Chordata; Chondrichthyes; Rajiformes; Rajidae. The coding region runs from base 1081 to 2586 and encodes 501 amino acids.